This is a messenger RNA of Zingiber officinale, 1099 nucleotides long. RefSeq names its product protein P21-like. Gene Ontology annotation, biological process: defense response. The record is from RefSeq and is a predicted model, not a curated record. Gene Ontology annotation, cellular component: extracellular region. The transcript has a single exon. Lineage: Eukaryota; Viridiplantae; Streptophyta; Magnoliopsida; Zingiberales; Zingiberaceae. Bases 1 to 792 code for a protein of 263 amino acids.
AUGGCAACAUCAACCAACGCCGUGCUCUGUUUCCUCCUCCUCCUCCUCCUCCUCCUCCUCCCUCUGUCCAAUAACGCCGCAACCAUCGAGAUCGUCAACAGCUGCUCCUUCACUGUCUGGGCCGCAUGGGCCUCCACCAGCCCCAAGACAGGCGGCGGUAACCAGCUCAACCCGGGUCAGACCUGGACCAUCAACGUCACCGCCGGCACCGACCUCGGCCGGAUCUGGGCCCGCACCGGGUGCUCCUUCGACAGAAGCGGCCGCGGUAACUGCCAGACCGGCGACUGCGGCGGGGUGCUGCAGUGCCAGGACUACGGCCGGCCGCCCAAUACCCUCGCCGAAUUCUCCCUCAACCAGUUCAGCGACCUCGACUACUUCGGCAUCUCCAACGUGGAGGGCUACAACGUGGGGAUAGCCUUCAGCCCCACCAGCGGCGGGUGCGGAGGGGUCCGGUGCUCCGCCAACAUCGUGGGGGAGUGCCCGGCGGAGCUGAGGGCGCCGGGGGGCUGCAACAACCCCUGCACCGUGUUCGGGACGCCCCAGUACUGCUGCACCGAUGGAACUUGUGGGCCCACGGUUUAUUCGAGGUUCUUUAAGACGCGGUGCCCCGACGCCUAUAGCUACCCGCAGGCCUACAGCUACCCGCAGCACGACGAGACCAGCACGGUCAUCUGCCCCAGCGGGCACAACUACAAGGUCACCUUCUGCCCCAUUAAUAAUUUUAUAAUUUGCAUACAAUUAAACCGCACCGAUUUGGGCUCGUCGAAAUCGUGGUCAGUUGGCGGAUAUUAAAAUUAGUAAACAACUUUUCACAAACUUGUUAGUAACUUAGAUAAAGUUGGGCAGGUUCCUCUUGUUCAGAAUCCUGGAUUAAUUUUAGACUUUUAUAUGUUCAUUGAAUGGACUGUACCUCACUUGUUAAAUAAGUAGGGUCUAAUCCAUCCCAUCAAUAAACAUACAGGGCCUCCUCUGAUUCAGAAGAUUCUCACUUGUUAAAUAAGUAGGGUCUAAUCCAUCCCAUCAAUAAACAUACAGGGCCUCCUCUGAUUCAGAAGAUUCUGGAUCAAAGGAUCUGGGCACGAUAAAAUUCUAUUAUAAC